This is a messenger RNA of Paramisgurnus dabryanus, 3274 nucleotides long. RefSeq names its product myosin light chain kinase 2 (gene mylk2). Gene Ontology annotation, cellular component: nucleus. Lineage: Eukaryota; Metazoa; Chordata; Actinopteri; Cypriniformes; Cobitidae. Gene Ontology annotation, molecular function: ATP binding; protein serine/threonine kinase activity. Gene Ontology annotation, biological process: positive regulation of apoptotic process; intracellular signal transduction; protein phosphorylation. The record is from RefSeq and is a predicted model, not a curated record.
AGGUAUAGCGGAAGAUUUUCGUUUUCCGGGUGGAUCACCACUGUUAUUGGUCAUCCCAGAUGUCAAUCAUUCUGAUUAUAUGUUGACGUAUAACCGUCGCACGUGCUCGCCUCUACGUUCGCUUUCUGCGCAUGCGCACUUUCACGUGUAUGUGUGUUGUGCUACGGUUUCAACCAUUCAUUGAAGGUCGCGUUCUCACUUUUUUUUUUUUCAAAAUGUCUGAGGGUCGCAAGAGAAAAAGUGUCUACGAAUUGUAUGACAAGAAGAGAAAGGACUAUAAAUAAAGAAACAAGACCACAUGUUUAUGGGAGACUAUUUCACACGCUGGCGUGAGCUAAAAGGACAGGUUGGGCUUCCCACGCGAAGUUUCUACUGGAAAGUCACUCUUUAGGACCCUCCGCCCCCUCUGGUCUGCCUAUUUCUGGUGUGUUGGCCAUGGAGCUCAGAUAAAAAAGGAAUCUGAUAGGUUGGUACUCUGUGAGCUUUUACAAAACAUCAUAGACCCAAGUUUUCAACCUCUUUGUGAAGAACAGAUGCACACUACUGGACCUUUUGGUCUGAACAAACAUCUUUGACGUUCUCUAUCUAGAUCAACUAUCCAUUAAUGUAUGUCUGUCAAGGGCGCUAUGAAAUGCCUUGUGCCUCCGUCCCACCCCACAACCCUGGAGGCCAAAGUUGAUGACUUGCGUUUCAAAGUGGACCAGCUCCUCACCCGGAGCUCAGGAAGAGGUUGUCCCAUGUGUGGGACGUGUGCACAACACGGCACGCUGCAGGAGGCCAUGACCAGCCAGAUAUCAGCUCAUAGCAGACUUCUGGAUUCUCUGGAAAGGAAAGUCGGUGAGAUGAGAACAGCCCUGGAGGAUCUGGCACGUGGUCUAGAAGACAGACUGUGUGAAAAAGUGUCUGUGCCUUUGGUGGCCCUACAGAGAAGGAAGUCACUUCCUGUUCGCACCUCUGUGGAGGAGGUCUAUGUUCGGUUGGACAGACCUAGAGAAUGUAAAAUAGUGUCCCAUGCUGCAUUAGAGAAAGGCAUUUUGCUGGAAGUAAAUGAAAACAAUGGAAUAAGAAGAGAAGAUCAUCUAUCUGAAAAAGAUUCAACAGAAGUCAAAGCUCAGCAUGAAGUUAAAUUACAAAAGAAAGGAGAACGAGUAACCCCAAAAUCAAACAUAACACAGCGUCACGGCCAAACACAGAAUAUUAAUAAAGUGGAAAAUAUAAAUACGCAACCAAACCAGAAUAAUAUCAAGAAGACGCCCACCAUUGCUCCCUCCAUAUCUGUGGUGACCCAGAACUUGUUCGCUCCAAGGAGUCCUUCACCAAAGCCAGAAGUCCAAAACCAGAAAAAAGUAUCACCACCAAACAGUGAGGCAACCACAGCAUCCUCUGUUUCCAUGACAACACAUGUGGCUUCAUCCGACACGGUCGUAUUGAAACCUACAGAGGUGGGAUUACAUGAACCCAAGACAACUGGACCGGCUACUCCUGCACCAACAACAACAGCUCCAAGUGUGGCCAUAUUGGUACCCAACAUUUCUCCUAAAGAGACUUUACCAAAGAUUCCCACACCUUCUUCGCCAAGCCAUAAUCCCCCCAAAUCAAAUCUGGUUCCUCCUAUACAGAGUUCUGGGAAACCAUCAGAAAAUAUCCCAAGAACAAAAGUGGGAAAAGUUUCAACACACUUCCCACCAAGCCAUAACCCCCCCAAAACAAUGGGUUUGAUGGUUACCACGGCAACAAAGGAAGCUUCUCUCCUCAGACAAGUCCAGAGCUGUCCCAAUUCUUUGCAAAGAUUACAGGGCACUGCUGCUAAAGCAGAUUUGACUCUCAUGGCACCACCACCAAAAAAAGGGACCGAAAUAUCUGGAGCACCAAAGCACAUUGCUGGUGGAAUAGAGAUUAAAAUAAGCCCAGCUGUAGACAAAUCUACUGCUCAAAAUAUGGCCAACAACCACCCUAAAACCUGUUUGAAAGUUAUAGAUGAUGUUUCACCUCAGCCUGCACCUUUCUCCCAUCGGUUUGUUUCAUUGAAGUCAAACCCUCCAUCCUGUGACACUUUCAGUAUCCAUACCAGAGAAGUUCUGGGAGGUGGUCGAUUUGGCAAGGUUCACAAAUGUACGGAGAACAAGACGGGGAUGAGACUUGCCGCUAAGAUUAUCAAUACAAGAAAUGGAAGAGAGAGAGACAUGGCACUAAAUGAGAUCCAAGUCAUGAACCAACUAAGCCAUCCCAAUAUCCUUCAACUCUAUGAAGCUUUUGAGGUCAAGAAUCAAGUUGUGCUGAUAGUGGAGUAUGUGGAAGGUGGUGAGCUGUUUGAUCGAAUCGUGGAUGAGACCUGCCCUCUGACUGAGGUUGAUGCAAUGGUGAUUGUUAAACAGAUCUGUGAGGGCGUCCAGUACAUGCAUCAAAUGUACGUACUCCACCUGGACCUUAAGCCUGAAAACAUCCUUCUUGUUAAUCACUCUAGCCAUCAGGUGAAGAUCAUAGACUUUGGACUUGCCAGAAGGUACAAACCCAGAGAGAAACUUAAGGUUUCAUUCGGAACGCCUGAAUUUUUAGCUCCUGAAGUGGUGAACUUCGAUUUUGUCUCGUUCCCAACAGAUAUGUGGACUGUGGGAGUCGUGACUUAUAUGCUCUUAAGUGGUCUUUCUCCUUUUCUGGGUGAUGAUGACAGCCAAACCCUCAACAAUGUGCUUAUGGGCAACUGGUAUUUCGAUGAGGAUGCUUUUGAGCAUGUCUCUGCAGAGGCUCGGGACUUUGUCUCCAACCUGCUGAUCCGAGAGAGAAGUGGUCGUCUGAGCGCUUGCCAGUGUCUCAAGCAUCCAUGGCUAAACAACAUCUUGGAAAAAGCAAAGAAAAGCAACAUCGUGCUCAAGUCACAAGUCCUCCUUAAGAAGUACAUGGCCAGACGAAUGUGGAAGAAAAACUACAUAGCCAUUGCUGCGGCCAAUAGGUUUAAGAAGAUUGGAAGUUCAGGUUCCCUGACAUCAUUGGGGAUCUGACAUUGUUCCUCUUAUUACAUUGGGAUUUUACUGCCUUUGUAAAUGUUCUUUUCCUUUAUCUUUCAUAUAUCGUGAGCACAAACUUGGUGUUAUUAAAUUAAGUCAACGGAAGUAACAGUACACAAUCCAAUUGGUACAUCCAAUGCAUGUUAUUUUUCUUUUGCUUGAAGGCAUUGUAAACAAAUAAAAGUUUUCUAAGGGAAACACUUUUCACAUGUUAUUCAGACAGAGGAUAGAACUGAAUAAGCAUAAAUAGUGUUAAAACAGUGUCUGGA